Molecule: messenger RNA, 906 nt
Organism: Cotesia congregata
Lineage: Eukaryota; Metazoa; Arthropoda; Insecta; Hymenoptera; Braconidae
Source: the annotation of a GenBank genome assembly
AUGAUGAAAAAUCAGGUGUUGAUGGUAGUAGGAGCAGUGGGUACACUGAUAAUCGGAGGAACAAUCCACUAUCUCCUACGUCGUAAGAAGCGAGUCCCAGUGCUCUUAGAAAAUCCGUCAAAGAAAUACAGCCUCCCUCUAAUCGAAAAAGAAAUAAUCAACCACGACACCAGAAGGUACAGGUUCGGACUGCCGUCUACCCAUGUCCUGGGACUCCCCGUAGGCAGUUACGUAAUUUUGACCGCAGAGAUAAACGGGCAGCCGGUGAGGCACGCUUACACCCCAGUGUCCGAUGAUAACGACUUCGGGUUUGUCGAUCUCAUCGUCAAGGUUUACUUCAAGAAUGUCCAUCCCAAGUUCCCUGAAGGUGGGAGGCUGACCCAGUAUCUGGACGAAAUGAAGAUUGGAGACACUAUUGACUUCGAGGGACCUGGUGGACGGCUUAUUUAUCACGGGAACGGAAAAUUUGCGAUAAGAUUAUCUAAAACCGACCCCGUACAGCAUUUUUACAAUUUUAAAAAAGUUGUGAUGCUGGCUGGAGGCUCCGGAAUAGCACCAAUGCUCCAACUGAUCCGUGCAAUUGCAAAGAACCCGUCAGAUUCUACUCAAGUGUCCUUACUCUUUGCGAAUCAAAUGGAAAAGGACAUUCUGAUGCGCGAGGAACUGGAACAGGUUAUCAAGGACCGACCGGAACAGUUUAAGCUUUGGUACACUUUAGACACCGCUGACGCUAACUGGAAAUACUCCACGGGGUACAUUACCGCGGAUAUGAUCAAGGAACACAUGUUCCCGCCAGCAGAGGACACUAUUGUUCUGAUGUGUGGACCUAAGCCCAUGAUUAGUGUCGCCUGCACUCCUAAUCUUGAUAAAUUGGGUUAUGAUAAUAAAUUACGAUUUAUUUAUUAA